CCCGCGGCGUCGGCCCGCAUUCUUGCAGGUCGGGGUUGGCAGAAAAGACCCGUGUGCGCGAGCGAGGGGAAUGGACCUCAAAGCCCAGCGGGGCCCCGGCGCUUCGCCCUCCGAGCCGGAGGAUUCCUAGCCCUCCUCCCCGCGCGGCUCUCCGUUCCAGGCGAGACCGUUAGAGCGAAGCGGAGAGGGCGCUGGACAGCCGCGUCGCCAUGAAGCUGUUGGAGGCGGCGGCGGCGCUGCUCCUCUUCGCCGCGGGCCUCGAUUGUCAAACCUUUUUGCAUAUCACUUAUCCAAAGAAAAUUCCAUCCAACAUGACUGAAGAUGGUCUAGGUCCAGAUGAGAGCACACAGACUUACAUGAUUACAAUAAAAAAGAAGACGUACACAAUUCACCUGCAGCAACAAACAUUUUUGCCCAAUGACUUUUUGGUUUAUACAUACAACCAAGGAGGCUUUGUCCACCCCAAUUCCCCACAUAUUCAGGGCGAAUGCUUCUACCAAGGAUACAUACAAGGGUUCCCAAACUCUGUUGCAAUACUCAGCACCUGUUAUGGGCUCAGAGGGCUGUUGCAGCUUGAGAAUGUCAGCUAUGGAAUUGAGCAUUUGAAAUCCUCAGCUAAUUUUGAACACCUGAUUUAUCAGAUAAACAACAAAAACCUCCAGAGUCCACUUAGGAGAGAAGAUUUGCCAUCUACAGAAAGACAACUGGGGAGUGAGGGCAUGCCUUAUAAGCUGCUCUCAGAUACUGUGCCACUGUCAGAUGUCACUAAAGUACACAGAUACAUAGAAAUAUAUAUCGUUUUGGAUAAGGAUUUGUACAACUUUUUGGGUGGAAGCAGAGAAAUUGUAACCGACAGCAUAGCACAGCUUAUUGGUUUUGUCAACAGUAUAUUUUCUAGGCUUAACAUUACAGUUGUUCUAUCUUCUUUGGAAUUCUGGACGGACCAUAAUAAAAUCUCAACAUCAGGAGAGCCCGAUGUGUUACUACGAAAAUUUUUACGCUGGAAAAAUUCAUAUCUUGUUCUACGGCCUCAUGAUCUGGCACUUUUGUUAGUUUACAGGGAGAAACCUAAUUAUGUAGGAGCAGGAUUUAUGGGGAAGCUGUGCCUCCGGAAUUUUGAUGCAGGAGUUGCUCUGUAUCAGAAGUCCAUGACCAAAGAGCCAUUCUCCGUCAUUCUGGCCCAAUUGCUGGGCCUUAACCUGGGGAUGGAAUAUGACAAUGGCAAAGAGUGCAAGUGCCCAGGAGGCUUUGUCUGCAUAAUGAACACGGAAGCAGUACUUUCAAGUGGAAUUAAAGCUUUUAGCAGCUGCAGCAUUAAGGACUUCCAAAAUUUCAUUAAAUUCAAGGGAGCCCACUGCCUCUCUAAUCGACCUAAUUUAAAAUUGUUUUAUAAGAAGCGAAGUGCCAGAAGCAAAGCACUUUGUGGGAAUGGUGUUCUGGAAGCUGGAGAGAAGUGUGACUGUGGCUCUGAAGAGGAAUGUAAGCACAGUAAAUGUUGUACUAGCUCAUGUACGUUUCUCCGUGGAGCAGUGUGCAGCAAUGAAUUGUGCUGUGAAAACUGUCAGUUUAAGCCAAGAAACACAAUCUGUAGAGCAGCUGUAGAUAGUGUCUGCGAUUUCCCUGAGUACUGCAAUGGCAGUUCGGCGUCCUGCCCAAGCAAUGUUUAUGCCCAGAAUGGCUAUAGCUGUGCUUCUAAUGCUGGCUACUGUUAUGGUGGAUCCUGUCAGGCAGCUGAUCUACAGUGUCAGGAUCUUUUUGGUGAAAAGUCAAAAAGUGCUCCUCAAGCAUGUUAUGAAGAAAUUAAUGGUCAGACAGAUAGAUUUGGACACUGUGGGAUUGACAUACGAAAGGGAUUUAAGACUUGUUCUUUUCGGGAUAUCAAAUGUGGAAAGUUAAUUUGCGUCUAUCCAACCAGAAAGCCUUAUGUUGACAUGAACAUUCCAAUUCUGUACACUCCUUUCCAAGAUACCCUUUGUAUAUCUCUGGACCUUCAACAACCAGAGGGCUUUCCGGACCCAAUGCUGGUGAAAGAUGGUACAAAAUGUGGAACUAAAAAGGUUUGUAUCAAACAAGUAUGUGAAAAGUAUGGCGUCCUGAAAUAUGAUUGUGAUCCUACAAAAAAGUGCUUUGGGCAUGGAAUUUGCAACAACAAAAGAAACUGCCACUGUGAUCCAGGUUGGGCACCUCCAAAUUGCAAGGAAAAAGGAGGCCCCCUAGGAGGAAGCAUUGACAGUGGGCUUCGUAUGUUGGCUUCUGAUAUUACAGAAAGAGUCAUAGAAGACAACAUGCGAACGUGGGUGCUCCUGAGCAUAUUUCUCUUUCUGCCCAUUGUGGUUGGGUCAGCCAUCCUGAUUGUCAAAUGGGCACGAAUCAGCAAGUACUGCACAGAUGACAGCGAGUCUCUAGGCGAUUCUGAAUCUUAUACUAGAUCCGAUGAAUAUAGCAUGUCAGACAAAACAAGGUAAACGGGAUGACUGGGCCACUGUAUCCAGCUCGAUGCCAAGGUACGUUAGACGCGUGGUUGGGCCCUCCGUUUUCUCCGCAGCUAGAGGGACCCCAAGGUCCUCGGCCAGUGCUGAGAAGGCCUCGAGCAAGGAGGCACACUCCCCCGUGUUGGCUCCACCCACGAAAAGAAAAUCAUCCAGGUAAUGCGUGACCCCAAUGGUGUUUGCCCUGAAACGCAGGGCCCAGUCCAGGAACGUGCUGAAGGCCUCGAAUGCCGAACAGGCAACCACGCAGCCCAUUGGCAUGGCUCUGUCAACAUAGUAUUUACCUUGAAAUUUAAAACCCAGAAGCCGGAAAUCAGCAGGGUGUACUGGCAGGAGGCGGAAGGCCGAUUCUAUAUCACACUUUGCCAACAACGCCCCGGGGCCAAAACUACGGAUCAACUUAACUGCCUGAUCAAAGGUGGCGUAUUUAACCGUGCAUAACUCAGGCGGGAUGGCAUCGUUGACCGAGCCGCCUUUUGGAAAGGACAGGUUGUGAAUGAGCCUAAAUUCACCGGGGGUUUUCUUGGGCACAAUGCCUAAUGGGGAUAUGUGCAAAUUUGGUAUGGGUGGACUAUCGAACGGGCCUGCAACCCUGCCCGCGCUGACCUCUUUUGCUAUCUUUCUUUCAGCUACUUCCCGUCUGAAGAAUGAGGCCGGGGAAGGCUGGCACUGCAGCAAAAUGCUGCUGAACACGCCCCCUCCGUGG
Molecule: messenger RNA, 3195 nt
Organism: Podarcis muralis (Common wall lizard)
Lineage: Eukaryota; Metazoa; Chordata; Lepidosauria; Squamata; Lacertidae
Source: RefSeq, a predicted model, not a curated record